Molecule: messenger RNA, 3695 nt
Organism: Gadus chalcogrammus (walleye pollock)
Lineage: Eukaryota; Metazoa; Chordata; Actinopteri; Gadiformes; Gadidae
Gene: adrb2a
Product: adrenoceptor beta 2, surface a
Exons: 2
Coding region: 441-1673 (410 amino acids)
Biological process (GO): adenylate cyclase-activating adrenergic receptor signaling pathway; norepinephrine-epinephrine-mediated vasodilation involved in regulation of systemic arterial blood pressure; negative regulation of smooth muscle contraction
Cellular component (GO): membrane
Molecular function (GO): norepinephrine binding; beta2-adrenergic receptor activity
Source: RefSeq, a predicted model, not a curated record
GCGAGGCACUGACUGAGUGAGUGAGUGAGUGAGAGACAGAGAGAGAAAGAGAUAGAGAGAGGUUGUGAGUGUGUGUGUGGGAGAUAGAGAGAGAGAGAGAGAGAGAGAGAGAGAGAGAGAGAGAGAGAGAGAGAGAGAGAGAGAGAGAGAGAGAGAGAGAGAAAGGUUGUGAGAGUGUGUGUGUGUGAGAUAGAGACAGAGCGAGAGAGAGAGCGAGAAGGAGAGAGAGAGAGAGAGAGAGAGAGAGAGAGAGAGAGAGAGAGAGAGAGAGAGAGAGAGAGAGAGAGAGAGAGAGAGCGAGAGAGAGCGAGGGAGGGGGGCACGGCGGGGUGAGGGAAAAGAGAAAGUAAUGUUAGACGCGAUGUCAGACGGAGCUGGCUGCUUCUAGACAUUUCUGCUUUUCUUAGGAGCUUUGGAAGGGACAACUACCUGUGGAGAUCAUGGGAAGCGAGAUCAUGGGAAUCCUGGAGCCCCGCAACGACUCGUCCAACGGGACGGGCCAGGAGGGCGGCUACACCGAGGUUCAGAUGGUCCUGCUGGGCAUCUUCAUGUCCCUGCUGGUCCUGGGCAUCGUCUUCGGCAACAUCCUGGUGAUCACGGCCAUCGCCCGCUUCCAGCGCCUGCAGAACGUCACCAACUGCUUCAUCACGUCGCUGGCGUGCGCCGACCUCAUCAUGGGCCUCGUCGUGGUGCCGUUCGGCGCCUGCUACAUCAUCUUCAACACGUGGCACUUUGGCAGCUUCUGGUGCGAGUUCUGGACGGCCACCGACGUGCUCUGCGUGACCGCCAGCAUCGAGACUCUGUGCGUCAUAGCACUCGACCGCUACUUGGCCAUCACCUCCCCCUUCCGUUACCAGUCCAUGCUGACCAAGUGCAAGGCCCGUAUCGUGGUGCUGCUCGUGUGGGUGAUAGCCGCCCUCAUCUCCUAUCUGCCCAUCCACAUGAAGUGGUGGGUGGAGAACAGCGACGAGGCCCGGGACUGCAUGAACAAGAGCAGCUGCUGCGACUUUAACACCAACACGGGCUACGCCAUCACCUCGUCCAUCGUCUCCUUCUACAUCCCCCUCUUCAUCAUGCUGUUCGUGUACAGCCGUGUCUUCCAGGAGGCCAAGCGGCAACUGAGGAAGAUCGACCAGAGCAUGGGGCGCUUCCAGAACAUGAGGAACAGCGACGCCGCCUCGCUGGAGAUCAACGUGGGCCGUGGCGGCAAGAAGACCAAGUUCUGCCUGAGGGACCAUAAGGCUUUGAAGACUCUGGGCAUCAUCAUGGGGAUCUUCACGCUGAGCUGGCUGCCCUUCUUCCUCCUCAACGUGGUGGGGGCCAUCUGGAAGGUGGACAACAUCGACCAAACGUUCAAGGUGCUCAACUGGAUCGGCUACGCGAACUCGGCGUUCAACCCGCUCAUAUAUUGCCGCAGCCCCGAGUUCCGGUACGCCUUCCAGGAGCUCCUCUGCAUGAAGAGCCGUUUCGCCCAACUGUCGAGCAAAGGUGGAUAUAUCUACACCGGACACAGCUGGCAGAGCGAGCAGCCCCCCCGGAACAAGGGUAGCUCGGAGGAGAACAGCGAUCCCGGGGACAGGAGCUCUGAGAAGGCAGAGGGGGUCUGCGAUGACCCUGGGAAAGGGACGGACCCCAACGGGAAUUGUGAGACAAACUCCCCCUCUGUCUUUUAACCCCCCGUGAUCUCAUGAGGACCUCACACGGAAGUUUACACUUUAGCCAUAUUUUAUUAUUUUUUCUUUCGAAUUGUCUGAUGAAGGUAAGACCGGUCACCUUGGUUGACAGUGUUAUCCCCUGGAGACUGGUCCAAGGAAAUGGUUGUUUGAGAUAUUUCCAGACGUAUGGGUGGAGUGUCAUUGGUUUAGGACACCAAAGAAUACAAUUGAGAUAGCUGGGACAGGGUUUUUUGAAAAACAAUGUUGAUUUUACAUCUACCUCACUUUUCCUUUCUUUUCUCUUGCCUUCUUUUGUUGCACAGCCAUACUUUACAUGGUCUCUAGCGUAGUGUUAGACUAGCACAGUGCCUUGGCAGUUUAUUGACAUUAAGUUGUUUUAUGCAUUCUAUAAAUCCUGAAAAAGCUGGCUCAAUUGGGAUCUGUAGACAUUCCUUUUAUCUCCCUUGGUGUUCGUGGCCAAACACACGUUAGAGGUGCAGUUUGUAGGAUUUAGUGGCAUCUAAGCAGAAAGGAUUUUGGCAACAAUGGAAUAUAAUGUUCAAAAGUAAGAUUUAAUAAGUGUAGAAUCCAAUAAAAUUAAGAAUUGUGUAUUCAUUACCUUAAAAGUAGCCCUUUUUAUCUACAUUGGGAGCAAUAUUUCCUGCGUGGCAAUCUGCAACCUCGCUGCUAGAAGUCCCUAAUUCCUAUACACUGUACCUUUAACGUGUGAACCUUUUCCUUUCUAAGAGCAACAAAUAAUAUCAUGAAUCAAUCGAUAAUAAUGCAUUAUUUAAAUUAUCAGCGUUGUUGAAUGCUCCUCACAGUUGGGCCUGGUAUCAUGAGGAGGACAUUGAGUUAGCCAUUUAGCAUUAGCACCACAUUGUGGAGUAAAUCCGUGCAAGGUCUCACUGACGUUUCUGUUUUUUUCUUUUACUUGUAGAUAUACAUUCCACAACUUAUUUCAAUUCAACAAUUUACCUUAUACAUGAAAUGUCUGGCCGAGAGCCAGACAUUGCUCUUUUUCAAAAGCCCCCCCCCCACACACACACACAUACUUAUUACAAGCAUGCAUGCCCACAGACACACACACACUCACAUUCACAAAUGGCAAAGGCCUCAGAAAUGACCAGAGUGCUGGCUGUGAAUGCUAAUGUUUAACAGCAUGUUGCAGAAGGGAGGUUUCUGAGACCAACAGAUAGCACUGAAGAUUGGGGCAUUCUCCAAAGCCUUAUCAGUGUCUGCAUGCUAAACACACACACACACGCGCACACACACACACUGAGCAUGAGCAACAAGUAUGCCAUCCGCACCACUUUUUAACAGGAGUUUUAAUAAAAUAAUCAUAAUGAUCAUCAUGAAUCUAAUAGAUUAAACUCCUGUCCCAGUAGGAACUGUGUGUGAGUGCGGUGUGUUGGGUCGUUUCUCUUUGCCACUUAAAGUGUGUGGCUUUUUAUAGAUACAGCAAUGCUCCACUUUCGAAUCGUAUAGUCCCAUCUAUCACAUCUGCACUUAAACGGACCCAGUUGUUAGGGGAAGGGGUAUUUAAUAGUAAAUUAUUUUACACAGAUAUUGUUGUGCUUUGGAGAAACCCACGAGUAUAAUUUAGUACUUUAAGUGCUUACCAACUUCACAUUUUCAUUUUACUACCACUGCUACUUUUUCUUGGGUUAUCUACUGGGAGUUACAUAAAAAAGGCAACCUUUUGCCCCCCUAAGCCUAAGCCUGGUUGUGUCACGUAAGUGUUUGUUGAUUGGAGGAUCUGGUUGCUGUGCUGUUUACCUUCCACUCUGUUUACAGAAACCAGAAGCCAUUUCCUUAGUCAUGGUACAACCUCCCGCACACACAACAAUAAUAAACAGCGCUUAGAAAUAGCUGAGGCUGAUAGCGGGUAGAUCUGCGGGUUCCAGAGGGGUGGAGGUGGCGACUGGUCUGCCCAGCAGGCCCCCGUUGAGAUGCAAGGACGGCUUGGCAGUGUCUUUUCCCCGAAGUGCUCCCAACUGCUCGCUCACUGAUGUUUCCCAGAGUCCCCUCCCCCCCAUU